GUGGCGGGUACCACUAUUUAAUGCGAAGAAGAUCCGAUCCGAGAAGAACCGAACGUGGUUUUCUUUCUGCUGCUGGAAUACGGAGAGGUUUGAGAAUCAGCACUGUGUCGCGAUGUCUAAUCAUCACCGUUCUUCCUCCAAGAACGGUCUUCCACCUCAAGAACUCCUUGACGAUCUCUGCAGCCGAUUUGUGCUAAAUGUGCCAAAGGAAGAUCUUCAGUCAUUUGAAAGGAUCUUGUUUCUUGUGGAGUACGCACAUUGGUUUUAUGAAGAUAAUUCUGUAGAAAAUAAUCCAUCUCUGAAGUCAUUAAAUCUGAAGGAGUUCACUUCUUUACUGUUCAAUAGCUGUGAUGUUUUGAAGCCUUAUGUGGCCCAUAUAGAUGAUAUUUUCAAGGACUUCACUUCCUAUAAGGUUCGAGUUCCUGUAACUGGGGCAAUAAUUCUUGAUGAAACAUAUGAAAGGUGCUUGCUAGUGAAGGGAUGGAAAGGUUCAAGUUGGAGCUUCCCUCGUGGAAAAAAGAGCAAAGACGAAGAAGAUCAUGCAUGUGCCAUUAGAGAAGUCAUGGAAGAAACAGGUUUUGAUGUUUCAAAACUUCUGAACAAGGAUGAAUACCUUGAAGUUAUUUUUGGACAACAGAGAGUUAGGCUUUACAUUAUUGCUGGAGUGAAAGAUGAUACAGCAUUUGCUCCUCUUACCAAAAAGGAAAUCAGUGAAAUAGCAUGGCACCGGCUUGAUGAACUUCAACCAGCAAGUGAUGAAGUGAUAUCGCGUAGCAUCACCGGCCUUAAGCUUUAUAUGGUGGCCCCUUUUCUAGCAUCAUUGAAAUCAUGGAUUUCAACACACCAACCUGCUAUGGCUCCAAGGCCCGAUUUGCCUCUUAAAGGAAUUUGCGUGUGGAAAGCAAAACCCGGUUCUAUUGGAAGUAGCUCCACAGUAAUGGAUAUCCAGCCAACAAAACCUGAACCUGAUUCUCACACCCCUGACCUGGGGCCUGGCAAGAGCUUUAGGAAUUUCAGAUUUGAUACUGCCUCGAUUUUACAAGCAAUGGAAACUUCCUUUUCUUCUUGAAAGUCCGUCAACCUUCCUGUAAAGUUUCCUGUAACUUAAUCGAUUUCCCAUAUUUCAUCCGUACGCCAAAGUUGGUGGUAUUCACUCUCCACGCUAAUUAGGUUGUUGCUGUACAUCAUCUUCCUCAAGUUGUCUGAUUGAUUGAGUAUGUACAUUGUGUACAGGAAGUAUUUGCACCUAAAUAGUUUUCUCUGUUAUUUUGGUAUUAUCUGUAAAACUAGAGUAAAGGUUCAAUGUAAAAGUUACGCUGCUCCCUACAUUUGCACGCACAUAUUCAUACUCGGUCUCAGGCGGAAUGAAACUGAUUUGUUUGGUAAGCCUAAAUAAAUCUUUGCAAAGUGGCUACUUAAUGGUUACUAUGCAAGUGGUUCA
Messenger RNA from Glycine soja, 1441 nucleotides. RefSeq names its product mRNA-decapping enzyme subunit 2-like. The transcript is spliced from 9 exons. Lineage: Eukaryota; Viridiplantae; Streptophyta; Magnoliopsida; Fabales; Fabaceae. Gene Ontology annotation, molecular function: RNA binding; 5'-(N(7)-methylguanosine 5'-triphospho)-[mRNA] hydrolase activity; manganese ion binding. Gene Ontology annotation, cellular component: cytoplasm. The record is from RefSeq and is a predicted model, not a curated record. The coding region runs from base 113 to 1069 and encodes 318 amino acids. Gene Ontology annotation, biological process: deadenylation-dependent decapping of nuclear-transcribed mRNA; nuclear-transcribed mRNA catabolic process, nonsense-mediated decay.